Messenger RNA from Melitaea cinxia (Glanville fritillary), 4934 nucleotides. RefSeq lists its product as uncharacterized. The transcript has 26 exons. Lineage: Eukaryota; Metazoa; Arthropoda; Insecta; Lepidoptera; Nymphalidae. Gene Ontology annotation, molecular function: protein binding. The coding region runs from base 120 to 4934 and encodes 1604 amino acids. The record is from RefSeq and is a predicted model, not a curated record.
UUACAAUAGCAAGUUAAGACUUGACAAUAAACAUUGGUCGACUGGUUGAUUUUUUGGGUUUUUAAUUAAAAAAAUGAUCAUUAAAUGUAACAAAAUAGUUUUAAAAUUGAGAUAGCAUAAUGGGAAGCUUAAAUAUAGCAGAAUGGACUCCGGACCAAGUCGCUGAGUGGAUGUCAGGGCUGGGGCCUAAAGUUGCGCAGUAUGUUCCCGAACUACACAAACAAGGAUUAAAUGGCGCGAAGCUGCUAACCCUGCGUUGUGAUGACUUGGAGUAUCUCGGAAUACACAUAAUCGGUCAUCAGGAACUCUUAUUAGAGGCAAUAGAACAUUUACGAAACUUCCAUUAUGAGAUAUCAAGAGAAUGCGUGCAGCAGUUAGCAUUGCGAGUAUCAUCAGCAGCGUCUUCUCUGGCUCGUGCUUUACGUCACCAUAUGGACGCUCGCCUUGAGACCCAAUCCCUGGCUGACGUUGCAAGAACAGUACAUGCUGUUAAACCUCUAGUUUGUUGGUUGGACAGCUGGCCCCUAUGCUCGGGGUCUCCCCUAGCGGAGCGCAAGACAGCCUUAUUAAAGCUAUCUCUGGAAGCGGCCACUUGUGCUCAGAGGGACAGGUUUGCAGAGCAACCCGCGAGGGCUGUCGCCGCCGCCGCUGCUGCAGUUGCAGCCGUCGCUGAUUAUAUCAUACAGGACGUGUCGGACCCCACGAUCCUGCAGCCCGCGUCGCUGGACGCCGUGUCGCUGCGGCAGGGCGAGCGCGCGCUGGGCUUCGAGGUGCUGCGCUCGCUCUGCGGACACCACCAGCUGGCGCACCUGCGCUUCGCCUCGCCCGCGCACGCCUCGGGCCUGGUGCACGAGGCCGACGAGAUCGUGCAGGUCGGCGGCAAGUGCGUGAUCGGCUGGAGCGGCGAGGCGGUGGAGCGCGCGUGCGCGGACGCGGCGCGCGGCGCGGGCGAGCUGCAGCUGCGGCUGCGGCGGCGCGGUGCCCGCGCGCUGCCCGCCGCGCCGCUGCGGCCGCACCUGGCGCUGCACAGCUGCGGCUGCGGCGGCGCGGCGCCCGCGCGCCGCCCGCCGCGCCGCUGCGGCCGCACCUGGCGCUGCACAGGUGACACGCGACACGUGCCCCUCUCACACACACUCUCAGCUGCGGCCGCACCUGGCGCUGCACAGGUGACACGCGACACGUGCCCUCUCACACACACUCUCAGCUGCGGCUGCGGCGGCGCGGCGCCCGCGCGCUGCCCGCCGCGCCGCUGCGGCCGCACCUGGCGCUGCACAGGUGACACGCGACACGUGCCCCUCUCACACACACUCUCAGCUGCGGCCGCACCUGGCGCUGCACAGGUGACACGCGACACGUGCCCUCUCACACACACUCUCAGCUGCGGCCGCACCUGGCGCUGCACAGGUGACACGCGACACGUGCCCUCUCACACACACUCUCAGCUGCGGCUGCGGCGGCGCGGCGCCCGCGCGCUGCCCGCCGCGCCGCUGCGGCCGCACCUGGCGCUGCACAGCUGCGGCCGCACCUGGCGCUGCACAGGUGACACGCGACACGUGCCCUCUCACACACACUCUCAGCUGCGGCUGCGGCGGCGCCGCGCCCGCGCGCUGCCCGCCGCGCCGCUGCGGCCGCACCUGGCGCUGCACAGCUGCGGCCGCACCUGGCGCUGCACAGGUGACACGCGACACGUGCCCUCUCACACACACUCUCAGCUGCGGCUGCGGCGGCGCGGCGCCCGCGCGCUGCCCGCCGCGCCGCUGCGGCCGCACCUGGCGCUGCACAGCUGCGGCCGCACCUGGCGCUGCACAGGUGACACGCGACACGUGCCCUCUCACACACACUCUCAGCUGCGGCUGCGGCGGCGCGGCGCCCGCGCGCUGCCCGCCGCGCCGCUGCGGCCGCACCUGGCGCUGCACAGCUGCGGCUGCGGCGGCGCGGCGCCCGCGCGCCGCCCGCCGCGCCGCUGCGGCCGCACCUGGCGCUGCACAGGUGACACGCGACACGUGCCCCUCUCACACACACUCUCAGCUGCGGCCGCACCUGGCGCUGCACAGGUGACACGCGACACGUGCCCCUCUCACACACACUCUCAGCUGCGGCCGCACCUGGCGCUGCACAGCUGCGGCUGCGGCGGCGCGGCGCCCGCGCGCUGCCCGCCGCGCCGCUGCGGCCGCACCUGGCGCUGCACAGGUGACACGCGACACGUGCCCUCUCACACACACUCUCAGCUGCGGCUGCGGCGGCGCGGCGCCCGCGCGCUGCCCGCCGCGCCGCUGCGGCCGCACCUGGCGCUGCACAGGUACGAGCCUCGUCCCCCACGCCCCCCGCAGCCGCCCGCGCCCGCGCCCCCCUCCCCCGCACCCUCUUCCUCCGACGACAGUGAGGCUCUCUCGCCACCCGCCUCGCCCACUCUACACCUCGACACCGCACGGCUGUACCCGCCCAAGCCCGCGGCGGCGCGCGCGCGGCGCCACUCCGUGUGCGGCGGCUCGCCCAGAGCGACGCGUCCGCCGCUCGCUGUGGACCGCUUCUGGCAAGAAUUACAGCAACAGCGUUGGGUUCAUGGAGGCAGCCCGGAACCGGAUGACUUCACACUUCUGUCAACCUGCUUGCAGGCAGUGUCGUGUAGCACGGGGCUACAGCUGUCUCCUCGACCGCGCACGUGCCCGGCCGUGCCCCGCCCCCGAGUUAACGAGCGCCCAAAUCCAGGCCCCGGCCCCGCCCCUGAUCCCGCUCCCGCCUUUGCCCCCGCGCCCGCCCAUAGCCGCGGCAAGCUGGACAAGAGCCACUCCACUCCCGCCUACGACUUCGAGCCAUCCGAGCCCGGUGUACUCACCUCUCAAACGAUACCCGAGUCCCCGACCACGCCCACAGCCCCGGCCACGCCCCCUCACUGCCCGUGGAAGGAGAAAGCGGGGCAAAUACUUGAUUUCAAGAAGUCGAGCUCCCAGAUCGAGGAGGCCAUACAGUUGAGGAGUCGUCGGGGACACGCUGAUGACGAUAAAGUAGACAUAUUCAGCGAUGAAGACGUCCGUCCCAUUGAUGAGGACUCUAAACUAGAAAUCGUGGAGACUGUCAACGUAGUCUUGAGUGAGAGUUUUAAAGUCACCGAGAGGACCACAGUCGAGGAAGUCAAGAGGGUCAUGAAAGUGGAAAGGAAGUCGUCGCCGAAGUAUUCCGCGGAUGAUACGAGUAGUGACGACCAAAUACCGAUCCCUGUCAAGUAUCCUAAACCCCGGAUAACCGAACGCUACCGACCGGCCGACAUCCCGCCCGAGCCUCCUCCACGCCCAUACAUUCUUACACGCGACCCCCCCAUACCUCCGCCGAGGGACUCGAUCUCUAGGGAAGCCCGAGGGCACGUGACCCCCCGUGAGGUCAGCCCCCCCGCAGCGCGCGUGGUCCCUCGCGAGCUGAGCCCCGCAGCGCAAGCGACCCCCCGCGCGCCCCCCCGCGAUGCGCGGCCCCCCGCGCCGGCCGGCCCCCCGGCGCACGUGCGCGACGUGCUGUGGGCGCGAGCGGGAGACAACGCGCAGGCCCCGAGCCGGCCGCUGUCCAAGCGCGACAUCCAGCUGGUGGCGGCGCCGCGCCGCGAGCUGCCGGCGCUGAGCGGCGCCGAGCGGCCCGAGGGCGGGGCGGGGGCGGGGGCGGGCGCGCCCGGCGACGCGGCCGGCGCGCGCGCCGUGCUGCCCAAGCGCGGCCUCAAGAAGAAGAACUCCAUGCUGGCCAAGCGGCGGGGCGUGGCGGCGCGCGCGCUGGCGGCGGGCGGCGCGGCGGGCGGGGCGUGGCAGCGCGUGCGCACGCGCGGCGGGGCGGCGCGCUGGGCGGCGCGCCACCUGCUGCUGGCGCACAGCCUGCUGUACGCCUUCCGCUCGGCCGACGCGCCGCGCGCCGCCUGCAUGAUCUACCUGGAGGGCUGCACGGCCAGCGCCGCGCCCGAGGUCAAGUCGCGCCCGCACGCCUUCAAGGUGUACCACACGGGCACGGCUUUCUACUUCGCCUGCGAGUCCCAGGAGGCCACGCAGGCGUGGAUCCAGCUCAUACACCGCGCCACACUGCUGCCCUCGCUGCUAUCCGAGAUGGAAUUAUCGAAACAAUUCUCGGAGACUGAUUAUUCAGACACAGAAUCGGACAACGAAAGUACCGAGAGGAGAAACGAAAAGGAUAGGCAGAUAGAGAAAGAGAGGGAAAAAGAGAAAUCGAAGUUUGGUUCAUUAAAGAAGUUGACACACCGCAGCGGACGAAGUGAGUCGCAGGAGAAUGUGAACCAGGCGACCGCUACCAGCUUGGACAGGAAAUAUCUUAGGUUUUUCUCGAGAGCCAGACCUAAAGAUGAGGCGAAGAAUGUUAAGAGCAAGCCAGUGGGUGCGCCAGUACCCACGGAACACUACCGCAGCUAUCGACGCGAGGUCUCGAACCCCAUUAAGCCCAGCAAGCCUACUAAGCCCACGAAGCCCACGCCCAUCAACUACAUUCACGCCUCCAACCCCAACCUGCUUGACUUCGAGAAGAGCGACUUCGUUACCAAGCCCGCUAUACAGAUCCCGAAGCCGCCGGCCGCGGAGAAGCCCGUGGGCUUCGUGACGCUGGAGCAGUUCAUGCUGCAGAAGCAGGCGGAGGAGCGGCGCGGGGGGGAGCGGCGCCGCGCCCGGGUCGGCGACCGCGGCCGCGGGGAGGGGCUCGGCUACGAGCUGGAGGAAAGCGCGCCGAGGAGCGAGCGAAGACCCCCCGGGAGACACGCGCAGGCCGAGUCGCCUCAGACGCCACCGACGCAAACACCAACUGAAAGCGGAGCGGGGGGCGUGUCCAGACUGCGACUGAUGUUCGGAAGCAACCGUUCCGAACCGUCAGCGCAAUACCCGCACUUGCAGUGCCCGCCCACCUUCCAACCGGAGACGUACUCGCUGUCCCGCCCCCCGCGCCCGCGGGACUGA